Ceutorhynchus assimilis (cabbage seed weevil) is the source of this 2429-nucleotide messenger RNA. The record is from the annotation of a GenBank genome assembly. Lineage: Eukaryota; Metazoa; Arthropoda; Insecta; Coleoptera; Curculionidae.
CAUAUUCACCUUUUUCAGAAUAAUUUUAUUGAAUCAAAAACCUAAACUACAAAAAUCUAAAAGUUGUUAUUGGCACAUCCAGAACGCGAAGUGAGCUCUUUAGGACAAGUAACUUGUUCAAAGUUCACAUUUGGAUUGUCAGCAUUUUGGUACCAACCGAAUCUAAAGUGGCAACCGGCUUGAAGUUCUUCUGGCAACUGGCUGCACUCAGCAUCGGACGAUACACCACCAUAUUGCUGACCCCAACCACUCUGAGGAGCAUUCCAUUGAGUCGAACAUCCUCUAGUGAAAAUACCAACACCGCCUCCGGGAAUUUGAAUGUCGAAAUGGUUGGAACUCAAAUCGCCACCAGUGUUGACGUUUUGUACGAUCAUAGUUUUACCAGCCAGUGCAUUGGUGAAAGUCAACUUCAAACAAACGCAACAUUUGCUAUUGUCCACGCCGCCGGUGAAGGAAGCUGCUACGUAACCGUACGCCAAAGUGUCGUUUACUGCCCAUGGUUGGAGGUUGUUGCACACGUACGAAGUACCAUCCGAAUCACAGCCAGAGGUUACAGAAGGGUCUACUUUAGUGGUACCACAACCAGAUACUGGGACUGUUGCAAGCCCUCCUGCGCGUGGAAAGAAAACGUAGCCACUGCGACUCCUGUCAACUCUUGCAGCAAAGAUGGUAAAACUAAAGUGCAACCUUCUGUACGCUCUGGCUGUGAUUCCGAUGGUACUUCUUACGUGUGCAACAACCUCCAACCAUGGGCAGUAAACAACUCUUUGGCGUACGGUUUCGUAGCAGCUUCCUUUACCGGCGGCAUAGACAAUAGCAAAUGUUGCGUUUGUUUGAAGUUGACUUUCACCAAUGCUUUGGCUGGUAAAACUAUGAUCGUACAAAACGUCAACACUGGUGGAGAUUUGGGUUCCAACCAUUUCGACAUUCAAAUUCCCGGAGGUGGUGUUGGUAUUUUCACUAGAGGAUGUUCGACUCAAUGGAAUGCUCCUCAGAGUGGUUGGGGUCAGCAAUAUGGUGGUGUAUCGUCCGAUUCUCAAUGCAGUCAGUUGCCAAAACAACUUCAAGCUGGUUGCCACUUUAGAUUCGGUUGGUACCAAAAUGCCGACAAUCCAAAUGUUAAGUUUGAACAAGUCACUUGUCCUAAAGAACUCACUUCGCGGUCUGGAUGUGCCAAUAACAAAUUUUAGAUUUUAAUACAACAGUGGCUCAACAACCCUAUACGGCCCACCCAAUGGGGCUGGACAAGGGGAGAAGACGGGGACCUAUUACCAUCAACAACGAACGACCCUGUAGCACCCGGAACAAUAUUGAAUACAAUAUUUUGCCGCUGUACUACUAGCUGCGGGGAGCGGUGUGGAUGCCGCAGAGCGGCAAUCGUUUGCGGAAUAAGUGUGCACAAAUGGGCCCACCGUUGAUGGCGAUGUCCACAAUGAUGACGACUUAGAUGAACCUUCAAAAAAUUUUCCACAUCUAGGUUCCAUCACCUUUGUCCAAUCGACUUUUUAAAUAUAUCCUUUCUUCUUCAUUCCUAUCCCUGUGUGUAUUAAUCCUAGCGAAAACAUAUAAAGAACCUUUUUUAUCGAGAGUCUCAUGUCGAAUAACUAGACUCUUAUAUUUUUUCGCUAAAAACCGUAGUUUUCGAGGUAUAUAUCAAAAACUAAUAAAAAUAACUUCAAACGCCCGCCGCCACGUUAGCUCGCAACCCACUCAUCAGGACUUUAUUUUAUUUAGGUGCCAAAUUUGGCUUCUACACGAUUUUUUUUUCUCUGACUUCGAGACCUAAUUGUUAAUCAAUCGGCUUCUAGUACUAUCUAAUAAUUAGUAAUAGACUUUUGAUGUGUAAUUGUUGAUGAAAGGUUACAACGAAAUAAUUUGAUGCCAAGAGACUUGUUCUUCUCCCUAACUAAAAGAACUUAACAGUUCAUUGAACCAUGAUUUGAAGUGUAUUCAUUAUCAAUUAAAGAGAAAUGCCCAAUUUCAACAGGUCUUUCAUUACAUUAUUAGAUUUGCUAGUUUUAUGGUUUUCUGAGAAAGGAUUUUGAAGUUUGGUGACCGACAUCAUUCUGAGGAAGCAGUUGAGCUACGAAACCUAAAAUUAGUAGGUACUUACAGCCUACAGUGCAUUAAGGAUAUAGGUAAUCAUUUAUCAGUUGUUUUCCAUCAAGGCAAAUACAUAAUUAUUAUCAAUAAUCUAUAAAUCGUGGAGCGGAAAAUUUGUUUUUUUGUUUGUUUCAAUCGAAUAAAUAUUCAGUUUCGAGGACUUAUUUUUGAUCAACAAAAAACUUAAAAAGAACAAAUAUGUAUUACCUAAUUUAUUUGAUUUCGAGUGUUUAUGUACGAGAAAUUGUAAAUAAACUUAUCGCAAACAAAAAUGGAAAAUUUGUGUUUAGAUAAAAGCUACUAGAACAUUUUUAAGAUACAUAAAU